GUGAGCUCGUACCCACCCCCCUCCUUCCUCCUCCUCCCCGCUUCCCUGCGCGGCACCGCUCGGCUUUCCCCCGCCCCUUCCCCCGUUGAGUUGCUGGUGAGGAGGAAGAGGAGGGCCAGGGAGGGGGAGGAAGGCGAGGCCGGGCCGGCCCCAUAGCCCUCCCGCCGGCGCCGGGCCUGGCAGAACCCGUCGGUUUUUCAGGGUCGGUCGGUGGCAUCACAAAUGAUACAGUAUUGUUUUGCAGUAGUCUGACCUUUCCUACUGUUCUGUUGCUUCUGUCGUUUGCUGGACAGUGAGAGGGGUGUGAGGUGUGCUGCCCAAGAUGGUGAAGCUGGACAUCCACACGCUGGCCCAUCACCUCAAGCAGGAGCGGCUCUACGUCAGCGCCGAGAAGCAGCUCAUCCAGCGGCUCAACGCCGACGUGUUGAAGACGGCUGAGAAGCUGUACCGCACGGCCUGGAUCGCCAAGCAGCAGAGGAUUAACUUGGACAGGCUGAUCAUAACGAGUGCUGAAGCUUCUCCUGCUGAGUGUUGCCAGCAUGCCAAAGUCUUGGAGGACACACAGUUUGUGGAUGGAUACAAGCAGUUGGGAUUUCAGGAGACUGCCUAUGGAGAAUUCCUAAACAGGUUGAGAGAGAACCCUAGGCUUAUUGCGUCCUGUCUAGUUGCUGGAGAGAAGCUCAACCAGGACAACACUCAGAGUGUCAUUCACACAGUCUUUACCUCCAUUUAUGGGAACUGCAUCAUGCAGGAGGAUGAGAGCUACCUCCUCCAGGUCCUCCGCUAUCUGAUUGAGUUUGAACUCAAGGAGAGCGACAACCCUCGGCGGCUGCUGAGGCGAGGCACCUGUGCAUUCAGCAUCUUAUUCAAACUUUUCUCUGAAGGACUUUUUUCUGCAAAACUUUUUCUUACUGCCACUUUACAUGAGCCAAUCAUGCAGCUUCUGGUUGAAGAUGAAGACCACCUGGAAACUGAUCCAAACAAGUUAAUUGAGAGAUUCUCCCCAGUGCAACAGGAGAAGUUAUUUGGAGAGAAAGGCACGGAUAAGUUCAAGCAAAGAGUCCAAGAGAUGGUUGACUCCAAUGAGGCCAAGCUGGUAGCCUUGGUGAACAAAUUCAUUGGCUAUCUCAAACAAAACACUUACUGUUUUCCUCACAGCUUGAGGUGGAUUGUGUCACAAAUGUACAAAACACUCUCGUGUGUAGACAGGCUGGAGGUUGGGGAGGUCAGAGCCAUGUGCACAGACCUUCUCCUGGCAUGCUUCAUCUGCCCUGCAAUUGUUAACCCAGAACAGUAUGGGAUAAUUUCUGAUGCUCCAAUAAACGAGGUGGCAAGAUUUAAUCUGAUGCAGGUUGGGAGACUUCUGCAGCAGUUGGCAAUGACAGGUUUUGAAGAGGGAGAUCCACAUAUGAAGAGCAACCUUGCUAAAUUUGACAAAAGCUGUGUUGCUGCUUUCCUGGAUGUGGUGAUUGAUGGGCGUGCAGUUGAAACGCCUCCCCUGUCUUCUGUUAACCUUCUGGAGGGGCUGAGCAGAACAGUGGUUUACAUGACAUACAGCCAGCUAACUGCUCUGGUGGGCUUUAUGCGGAAUGUAAUGUCAAGUGACCAGCUCAAGGAAGAUCGGAUGGCUUUGGAAAACUUGCUGGCAAACUUACCCCAGAACAAACCAGGGAAAAGCAGCAGCCUUGAAAUGACUCCCUAUAAUACCCCUCAACUUUCUCCUGCAACUACUCCAGCUAACAAAAAAAAUCGACUGCCAAUAGCAACUCGUAGCAGAAGUAGAUCAAAUAUUCUGAUGGAUCAGCACGGAGAUCAUGAAGGAUCCUCUCAGGAGACCAUCCCAGAAGUGCAGCCAGAAGAAGUGCUGGUUAUUUCCUUAGGGACAGGCCCACAGAUUACUCCAGGAAUGAUGUCAGAAAAUGAGGUCUUAAAUAUGCAGCUUGCAGAUAGUGGACAAGGAGAUGUCCCCGUCGAUGAAAACAAGCUCCAUGGUAAACCUGAUAAAACCUUGCGCUUUUCCCUCUGCAGUGAUAAUCUGGAAGGAAUAUCUGAAGGUCCUUCGAAUCGCUCCAACUCUGUGUCGUCGUUGGAUUUGGAAGGGGAGUCUGUGUCAGAGCUCGGUGCAGGCCCCUCUGGGAGCAAUGGUGUGGAAGCUCUGCAGCUGCUGGAGCACGAACAAGCCACAACUCAGGAUAAUCUGGAUGACAAGCUCCGUAAGUUUGAAAUCCGUGAUAUGAUGGGGCUGACUGAUGACAGAGAUAUAUCAGAAACCGUGAGUGAAACCUGGAGUACAGACGUCUUGGGAAGUGACUUUGAUCCAAAUAUCGACGAAGACCGUUUGCAAGAAAUAGCAGGUGCAGCUGCAGAGAACAUGCUAGGCAGCUUGCUGUGUUUACCAGGUUCAGGAUCCGUGUUGCUUGAUCCCUGCACAGGUUCAACCAUAUCAGAAACCACAAGUGAGGCGUGGAGUGUGGAAGUAUUACCCAGUGAUUCAGAGGCCCCAGACUUAAAACAGGAGGAAAGACUACAAGAACUGGAGAGCUGUUCUGGGCUGGGCAGCACAUCUGAUGACACAGAUGUCAGGGAGGUCAGUUCUCGACCCAGUACCCCAGGCCUCAGCGUUGUAUCAGGUAUUAGUGCAACAUCUGAAGAUAUUCCUAAUAAAAUUGAGGAUCUCAGGUCUGAAUGUAGCUCUGACUUUGGGGGAAAAGAUUCUGUGACAAGUCCUGACAUGGAUGAAACAGCCCAUGGGGCCAGUCAGUUGACAUCUCCUCCUUCUCAGACAGAUUCUUUGCUUGCAUUGUUUGACCCUCUGGCAUCAAAUGAGAGUGUGUCAGCUGUAGUAAGGCCUAAAGUACACUAUGCAAGACCCUCUCAUCCACCACCAGAUCCCCCGAUCCUGGAAGGCGCUAUGGGAGGUACUGAGGCCCGGUUACCGAACUUUGGGUCUCACGCUUUAAUUCCAGCUGAUCUGGAAGCAUUCAAGCAGAGACAUUCUUACCCAGAGAGGCUGGUCCGCAGCAGGAGCUCAGACAUAGUCUCAUCGGUUCGGAGACCGAUGAGUGAUCCUGGGUGGAACAGGCGUCCUGGUAACGAGGAGAGGGAGCUCCCCAUGCCGACCACCAGCACUGGGGCAGCUGUUCUGGUGGCUGCAUCUCAGUCCUCAUCUUCAUCUCCCAGUAAAGACUCUUCCAGGGGAGAGAUUGAGGAGCGAAAAGACAGUGAUGAUGAGAAGUCUGACAGAAACAAGCCCUGGUGGAGGAAACGCUUUGUGUCUGCCAUGCCCAAAGCUCCUAUUCCAUUUAGGAAGAAAGAAAAACAAGAAAAAGACAAAGAUGACAUGGUGCCUGACAGAUACUCAUCACUUCAAGAUGAUCCCAGCCCCAGGCUGAGUGCCCAGGCACAAGCUGCCGAGGACAUUCUGGACAAAUACAGGAAUGCAAUUAAACGCACGAGUCCCAGCGAAGGGGCCAUAGCGAGCUACGACGGGGCAGAGGCUCUUGGGGAUGGUGAGAGUAUGCACGACUCUCCACGAGAUGAGGCUUUGCAAAACAUGUCUGCAGAUGAUCUCCCAGACUCUGCAAGUCAAGUAGCACAGCCACAAAGUUCUGCUUUCUCCUAUAGGGACGCAAAGAAGAAAUUGAGAUUGGCUCUUUGUUCAGCAGAUUCUGUCGCCUUCCCAAUGCUGACACAUUCAACAAGGAAUGGUCUUCCAGACCACACAGACCCUGAAGAUAAUGAAAUUGUGUGCUUCUUGAAAGUUCAGCUAGCUGAAGCUAUUAACCUCCAAGACAAGAAUCUGAUGGCCCAGCUGCAAGAGACCAUGCGAUGUGUGAGCCGCUUUGACAACAGGACCUGUCGAAAGCUGCUGGCAUCUAUUGCAGAGGACUACAGGAAGAGAGCUCCAUAUAUUGCCUAUUUAACUCGAUGUCGCCAAGGCCUGCAAACAACACAGGCACACCUGGAAAGGCUGUUGCAAAGAGUUCUGCGAGAUAAAGAGGUGGCCAACAGAUACUUCACCACAGUCUGUGUGAGGCUGCUGCUGGAAAGCAAAGAAAAGAAGAUAAGGGAGUUUAUUCAAGAUUUCCAGAAGCUCACAGCAGCAGAUGAUAAAACAGCCCAAGUGGAGGAUUUUCUCCAGUUCUUGUAUGGGGCUAUGGCUCAGGAUGCCAUAUGGCAGAAUGCCAGUGAGGAACAGCUUCAGGAUGCACAAUUAGCCAUAGAACGCAGUGUGAUGAAUCGUAUUUUUAAGCUUGCCUUCUACCCUAAUCAGGAUGGAGAUAUUCUGCGUGACCAAGUCCUUCAUGAGCACAUACAGAGGUUAUCUAAAGUAGUGACUGCAAACCACAAAGCGCUUCAGAUACCCGAGGUGUAUCUGCGGGAGGCACCGUGGCCGUCGGCCCAGUCUGAAAUCCGCACGAUAAGCGCCUACAAAACCCCCCGAGACAAAGUGCAGUGUAUCCUGAGGAUGUGCUCCACCAUCAUGAACCUGCUGAGUCUGGCAAACGAGGAUUCAGUACCUGGGGCAGACGAUUUUGUUCCUGUUCUGGUCUUUGUUCUCAUAAAGGCAAAUCCACCUUGCUUGCUGUCCACUGUUCAGUACAUCAGUAGUUUCUACGCCAACUGUUUAUCUGGAGAGGAAUCAUACUGGUGGAUGCAGUUCACAGCAGCAGUUGAAUUCAUUAAAACUAUUGAUGAUCGCAAGUAACUCAAACAGCACACGCACGGGCCGAGUGGUUGUGGAAGGGGAGUGCAAGAAUGUACAACAGCUGCCAAAGCUGGAGAAGGGACUUUCCUUGUAUAAUACUGUACAGAACUGGGGCGUUUUCGAACACACCUUUACUAAUCUAAUUAAUUUAACAGGUUUUCCUCUUCUCUGUUGGUUGCGUUUUUCUCCCCUGUAGACCCUGGCACUGCAGAAGGGACCACAGUUUUCAGGUAUUUUGGAUUCUCAAAACAUGCAGAAAAUUCUUCAUGCUUUUUCCACCACCCCCUUACCUGAAUUCUUACUCACUUGAAUGAUUCACUUCGUUUAAUUUCUAAUAGAAAACUAAGCCACGAAGAAUCAGGGCGACCACUUAUUAUCCUUUCUAGCUAAAUACACCUUUGAUUAAUAACACACCAGCCACGCUGAAGGUUUGAGGUAGCUGACAUCAGUUAUCACUUCUGUUCACCUCAACUGGGAAUCUGAGAAGACCGUGUAAAUAUUCUAUAACUAUAUUUAAUGCAUUGCAGUUAUCUUUGGACUCAUUAUCCUUUGAAUAAACAAGCAGGAGCCUCUCUGGCCUCUAACGGGUUGUGACACGUGCUGUGCUUUGGUAACGGAAGGACUUCCUCGAAAGGCUGAGAUUAAAAAAGGUCAAACUGAGCUAUUUAUUAAAAUGUAAUUAAGAUUACUGAAGUUUCUAAAACUGGAAUUUAUAGUAGACAGGGCUUGUUAGAUAGCUGAACACUUUUUGGCUGGGGCAUUAGGCUUGGAUAUAUAGAAGAGAGGGGCUGUAAGUUACAAUAGAUAGGUCUAAUAUAAAAAAGGAGAAGUAAAGUACCUUACUGUAAUAUUUUUUUUGAGAUAUUGUGUAUACUGUACAAACCCCAAACAGAGAUCCUUAACAGAACCUUGGGCUGUAAUAUAUAUUUUGAUUAGUGACAUUAAAUACAUAUGCCAGGGGUCUCGGUGAACGUUUUUACUAAACGUGCGUGUUGUCUGCUGUGCAGCAGGGCAAGUUUUACUGUUCAUAGAAGAUAUUUUAAAAUACAACACUGUUCUUUAUGAAACAUAUCAUGGCAUCAGUUCAGGGUGUUUUAUAGAUUUUUUCACCCCACCUUUCCCCUAAACUGACAAUUGUCAAUGUAAAGAUGUUUUUAUGCACAACACCACGUGUGUUCUUGUGGAGCGCUCUGAGGGGUGGCUGGCGGUUGGUCCCUGUGUGUGGACACUCGCUGUUCCUGAGCCAGAGGCACAGUGGGCGUUGGACAUCUUCGUGUCAGUAUUACUUCUUGCUCUUCCCAGAGUGUUCUUUGCACUUCUGACAGAGGGAUGUGUUCAGACUUGGUGUCUAAGUGGUAAAGAAAGCAAAAUCUUUCUCCCAUUCUUUCCAAAAGGCAAUUAAUUCUCUGUGUGUGUGUGUGCAUUUUGGUUAAAACCUUGGGAAAUGUUUGGUUAAUUGAAACUGGAGCAGUUUCUGUCAAGUAGCAAGUGUUGAUUUGUGUGUGCUGCUUGUCGAGGCAUAAUUAAAGAAACUUACUUUCCAGGACUCUAACAAGUAAUUCAGUGUAGCAUCUUGCCAAAUUAAUGGCAGCUGAGAGGGUGGGAUGUCGCUUCUUUAUUUAUAGUCUUUCUCCUCUGUUAGAGACUUGGUCGUGUGGAGGAGCAACACAAAAUCCUUCCGACCUGCCUUACUGUGGUAGCUCAGUCUGUAGCUCUGCAGUGUUGGAGUUAUUUAGCCUUGAUGAGUUUUGGUGCUGAACGUGUAACAAUACUGCCAGCACAGCCCUAACCGGUCACACUCAGCAGCCAAGCACAAACAUGCCCUCAAAGAUACGGCCAGAUGGUAGUGAAAAGCAAUAGAAACUUAUUUAUGUUGAAGUGUCCUGUAAUACCCAGCUCUUACUUGAAUAUCUGAGACAUUAAGACUGAUGUAUGAAAGUUCUUGACUGAUGUAUGAAAGUUCUUUUAGUCCUGCUGUUGGGGUUUUAGUUGAGGGGAGUAUCUGUACAGUCCUUACAGGUGGCCCAAGGACCUUGGAGGUGAGGCUCUGCGUGUUGCUUCUCCGCACAGAGUUUGAUCAGCACCUCCAGGUCUUUGGGAUUUGCUCUCCUUUAGGGAAGGGGCAAGAACCGUUUCCUUCACAGGUUUUGUUUUUCUGUGUAGAAAUCACUUCAGAGAACUGGAGGAGUUUUUUAAAUGAUUAAUUAGUUAUUUAAAAACCAGUGGGUGUUUCAGUGAGCCCAGGUGACCUGAGAGUCUCACAGCGACAUGGUCCUUUGCUGCUUUUUUCCAACCUACUCUGAAAGUCCUUUAUAUAGUCUUGGUAGGUGUAGUUAGAGAAUUAGGCUUUCCAAACAAAUACUUUCCUGUCAUGUCCUCUUUUCCCCCUGCUGUCCUGUAUGUUUUGUUUUCAACUGAUGACAUGUUUAGCAAGUGCUGUCGUUAGGUUUUGGUGUGCAAUAGUAAAGGUGAGAAGACAGUGAGUGCAUAAAGGACCAAAAGUAACGUAGCUGCUGCCCAAAGGGCCCAGCUCUGCACUUCACUGACUGGGGCCACUGGAGCGUGAGCGAGGUGUAGCGGGAGGCUGGGGCAGCAGAGCACAGGCCUGGCCCUGGGGGCCGUUUGGUGUGUGGGGAGGAAGGCGACGUGGCCCUGCCCCAGGGCGCUGCAGGGGAAGGGGCUUCCUCCUGGGGCAGAGGAAGGGAGAGGGUUUUCAUGCCAGGAAGAUUCCUUGUGACCUUUGCGGUCCUUCCCACCCUGAAGUGAGAUUUGCCUUUAAAGCUGUUGGGCUGCUCUGAGGAGCGCUGGGACGUGUGUGGCCUGCCAAGUGUUUGAGUUUAAAAGUUUUUGUUUUGAAGUACCAAACGCUGAAUGUAACUGCCAUAAAUACCAGGAAAAAAGCCACAGUGACCCUGUUCCCCGGAGGGGCGUUUCUGGCCAGCACAGGGCUGGUUUGUGGGCAUUCCACUGAGCCAGGUUCUGGCAGGGUGAGGCUGGCGGGGCUGUGGGGCUGCGACGGGGGCUGCAGCGAGGCCUCGGGCACAGGGGCCCUGCAGGGCCACGCUGCACCAGCACCCGGCAGCACCGGGGACAGGGAUGGGAGGAGUAACUGGGUAACAGCUGGUGACUUGGUUGAGCCUGUACUACUUGAGAAUUAAUCUCUGCUGAGUUAGUAGUGUGUGUUCUGUACCUUUUAAUUGUGCUUUACCUCUGUUUAAAAGCUUUGUACUGCCUCUCCUCCUGGAAACUGGUAAAGCCUUUAUAAAUCUAAAUUAAUGAGCUUGCACAAUCUUGUGUACAGGAACCCACCUUGUCUCUAACGUGACUAGUAAUGUAUUAUUCUGUAAAAACUGAUUAAAAGGAGAGCAGUUUA
Molecule: messenger RNA, 8081 nt
Organism: Colius striatus (speckled mousebird)
Lineage: Eukaryota; Metazoa; Chordata; Aves; Coliiformes; Coliidae
Gene: GAPVD1
Product: GTPase activating protein and VPS9 domains 1
Exons: 27
Coding region: 323-4708 (1461 amino acids)
Biological process (GO): regulation of actin cytoskeleton organization; regulation of GTPase activity; vesicle-mediated transport
Cellular component (GO): cytoplasm; endocytic vesicle; cytosol
Molecular function (GO): small GTPase binding; GTPase activator activity; calmodulin binding
Source: RefSeq, a predicted model, not a curated record